Pseudophryne corroboree (corroboree frog) is the source of this 1178-nucleotide messenger RNA. Its product is annotated as zinc finger protein 629-like. The coding region runs from base 205 to 1071 and encodes 288 amino acids. NCBI's taxonomy places the organism in Eukaryota, Metazoa, Chordata, Amphibia, Anura, Myobatrachidae. Gene Ontology annotation, molecular function: DNA-binding transcription factor activity, RNA polymerase II-specific; RNA polymerase II cis-regulatory region sequence-specific DNA binding. Gene Ontology annotation, biological process: regulation of transcription by RNA polymerase II. The record is from RefSeq and is a predicted model, not a curated record. The transcript has 3 exons.
GUCCUCGGCCGGCGGGUCCCGGGAGCUGAAUGGCGGCACCAGGGGAGGAGAUUGCGGCAUGAGUAGGGGUAUAAGGGGCAGACAUUUGCAGAACUCCUACUAAACGUCAAAAACAAACCAUAAAUCCAAUAAUUCACAGACCACUACCCCCUUGCCCCUAAUGAUCGAUGAACUGAUGAGGAUUUGUCCAAGGCCGUACAUGAAAUGGGAUCCAACAGCAAUGGGGAUUUUUCAAGGGAUGAAGAACUGGGUAAAGAUCAUUUAGUUUCUAGUUGGAGUGAUGGAGAAUGUAGUACUACGGGAAAUUCAAAUUCAGCAGUCGAUAGUGACAUCUACAGAGAAGACCAAUCCUCAAAAUCACCAGCAGCUAUCGCAGAGGAAGAGCAGGGGGCUGAAACGUUGUUACAUAAACCAAGCCAUAAGCCAAGAAAACACCUUACUAGUGUCUUAUCCACAUCUGGACACCAGAUGACCCCAAGAGAAGAUGAUUGCAUAAACGAGGACAACAAAAAGCCUUCAAACUUUGCUGCAGAAACGCAAACUCAGAAGGCGAAGACGUACACCUGUAUAUGUGGGAAAGGUUACACCAGUAGCUCGCAUCUAUAUAGACACCAGAAAACCCACACAGGAGAAAACCAGCUGAUCAGUGGGCACAGUCAAAGCGUAACCUGGGAAGAGAAGACGAUAAAGGCUAAAUCUUAUACCUGCAUCUGUGGGAAAAGCUACACCAUCAGCUCACAUCUGUAUAGACACCAGAAAACCUGCGCGAGAAUGCACGAUGAGAACAGUGAGGGCUGUGUUGUUACUUAUCUCCGGAGAGAAGAGCAGGAAAGAAAGUUAAAGCCGUACGUCUGCGCUUGUGGGAAGAGUUACACGUGUAGUUCUCAUCUUUAUAGACACCAGAGGUCCCAGCUAGAAGCAAAAACGGAAAGUGAAAAGAGAUAUAUAUGUGACUGCGGAAAAUCUUAUGGUAGCAGCUCGCACCUGUACAGGCACCAGAGGACACACACAGAGGAGAGGUUCUUAGUAGAAGAACAAAGAGAUGACUCGGUGGAGGACACCGAGAUAUAGAAUCAGGGAAUGAGGAUCAUACAGUAUAAAACAUAGCCCAGACUAUUUCUGUGAUGUAAAGAUGACCCCUCUACAGAACGGACAGAAGUUCCAGAUGCUUUUUUCAG